ACGAUAGAGUCGCACACCCCCCGAGGGCAGACAGGCCCGCUCCGAGUCCCGUCCUCCCUGUGGUUUGAGCCCUCCUUCCUUCCGGCGAGGGCCAGGCUAUCGCGCACGCGCAGGAAGUCCCUCCUUCUUUGCGUCCCGGCCCGGCAGGAAGAUGGCUAAGCGCACCAAGAAAGUUGGGAUUGUGGGUAAAUAUGGUACCCGUUAUGGUGCAUCCCUCAGGAAAAUGGUAAAGAAAAUUGAAAUUAGCCAGCAUGCCAAGUAUACCUGCUCCUUCUGUGGCAAGACCAAAAUGAAGAGGAAAGCUGUAGGUAUCUGGCAUUGUGGAUCCUGUAUGAAGACAGUAGCUGGUGGUGCCUGGACCUAUAACACUACCUCUGCAGUGACAGUCAAAUCUGCCAUCAGAAGACUGAAGGAAUUGAAAGACCAGUAGAAGCUUCUGCCUGUUACCAUGGUUCAUACCUUCCUUCUCCAGUGUCUGAAAAUCUGUACCAUUCCUUUGUCAAUAAAAAGGGUGUAGUGGAA
Dermochelys coriacea (leatherback sea turtle) is the source of this 522-nucleotide messenger RNA. It is a transcript of the gene RPL37A, whose product is annotated as ribosomal protein L37a. The record is from RefSeq and is a predicted model, not a curated record. The transcript is spliced from 4 exons. Gene Ontology annotation, biological process: translation. Gene Ontology annotation, molecular function: structural constituent of ribosome. Bases 152 to 430 code for a protein of 92 amino acids. Lineage: Eukaryota; Metazoa; Chordata; Testudines; Dermochelyidae. Gene Ontology annotation, cellular component: ribosome.